This is a messenger RNA of Athalia rosae (coleseed sawfly), 1704 nucleotides long. RefSeq names its product protein FAM98A. The transcript is spliced from 5 exons. Gene Ontology annotation, cellular component: tRNA-splicing ligase complex. Bases 206 to 1483 code for a protein of 425 amino acids. The record is from RefSeq and is a predicted model, not a curated record. Lineage: Eukaryota; Metazoa; Arthropoda; Insecta; Hymenoptera; Athaliidae.
CAUACCGGGUGAGUUCAGUGUCGGUGGCAAAACCACGUGACUGCUGUCAAUUCGGUCCAAGAAUUUGUAAAUUCAGACUCUUGCACACUUCGAAGAUUGCCGUACUUAUGACGCUAAUUCACUGCAAGUGUUCAAAUAGAAUACUUGUAUAAUUAGUAAUAUACUUUUGUAUUAUCAGUUGAUCAUUAUCUCAACCCCCAAAAUCAUGGAAACCGAUCUGUCACAGAAUUUACAAGAAGUCGGCUACAGCGGACCGUUAUUAGAUUCUGAUGUCCUAUCUAAAGCUCUAGAGACUGGUCCGAAGUCUGUGGAGUUUACUCAACUCGUUGCCUGGUUAGCACAGCAACUUUGUGCUUUUGGGGACUUGGAGGAAUCUGUCAAUGCCAUAACGACUCCUGACGAUUCCAGCCACUUCCUUUUAGAACUGAGUUCAUUUCUGAAAGAAUUAGGAUGUGUUAAUGAGAAACUCAUUGGGGGAAAUGUCAAUCAAAGAUUGAGUACCAAGUAUGACAGACUCGUCUUGUUGGACUAUCUUGUUACAGAGCUUGUGACCAGUAAAAUUUUGGGUGCACAAAAAUCUCAACUCAAUCAGCAAUUGGAGGUCACAAUUAAUGAGAGUGAUACAGCAAAAUACCUCAAAGAUAUGUUGCUGGCACUAAAGUUUCAAAAACCUCCUGAUAACAUAAGCGCACAAAUGCUUUUUGCUAAAGUAAAAUCCAAAUUGGAGGACAUUGUGGCUCAAAUUCCUCCUGAGCUACUUGAUGCGCCGUUGUUUGUAGGAGAAUUAUCUAAUGAGCAGUGGGGGCAAUUGGAUGACCUCCAACAGGAUUUCAAAAAGGAGUAUCAAACCAGAAGAGAGAUGUUACUCAAAAGACUUGAUGUCACCAUACAAUCAUUUUUGUGGUCGGAUAAGAUCAAAUCCAAGGAAGAUCAGUUGAAUGCAACUUAUGCCCCGAAGAGGAAUCUCAUGUCUUGUGAGCCAAAUGUUUCUAUCGCAGACCUCUUGGCAGCAAGACGGGACUUGGCUAUUAUUGAAAAAACCAGCAGUGCAGCAGUGCGUAAAAAUACACGAAGUAGAGUCAACCAAGUGUUAAUCGGAGCCGUACCAGAUCGAGGAGGCAGAACCUGUGACCAGGCACCGCCGCCACCUGAAAUGCCUUCAUGGCAAAAAGAUCGUGUAGCUGGGCCACCUUCCUUCAGGGGUGGCAGAGGUGGUGGCCGAGGUGGUGGCCGAGGUGGUGGUGGAUAUCGAGACCAUAAAGACUCUUCAAAGAAUUUUGGUCAAAACCAAGAUGGAUUUCAACCCCAACACCAGCAGUAUCAGCCUCAUUAUGAAAAUAGAGGUGAUCAUCGCGGCGCAAAUCGAGGAGGAGGUAAUGGAAAAGGGAGAGUUCAAGGUGGAUGGAGUGGAAAUGGAGGUUCAAGUGGCUACCAACGUGGGGGUUCGAAUCGCGGCAGAGGACGAGGUGGAUCAUAUUAUUAGAAAUUACCUUUGUGUAUUGAAGAGAAAUAAUUCAACGACAAUUCCACCGUUGGGCUCCUUCAAAUCAUGCAUCAUAAAUCACAGGCCCUAGCAGCGCCUUAAUUUGCCAUAAAAAAUUGAAGAUAACAUAGAACAUUUUUUUGGAAGAGCUUGAAUUUGUCACAAAUAUUUAGGACUGUACUGAUGUAAUAGUGACAUAAAGAUUAUUUAUUAUAGUUCAA